Vanderwaltozyma polyspora DSM 70294 is the source of this 462-nucleotide messenger RNA. It is a transcript of the gene DUT1, whose product is annotated as bifunctional dITP/dUTP diphosphatase. The transcript has a single exon. Gene Ontology annotation, molecular function: dUTP diphosphatase activity; magnesium ion binding. Gene Ontology annotation, biological process: dUMP biosynthetic process; dUTP catabolic process. The record is from RefSeq and is a predicted model, not a curated record. Lineage: Eukaryota; Fungi; Ascomycota; Saccharomycetes; Saccharomycetales; Saccharomycetaceae. The coding region runs from base 1 to 462 and encodes 153 amino acids.
AUGACUGAAUCAAAAACUAAGCAACAAAAGAUGAAUAGCACUUUAAAAGUUCAAUUACGUUCUGCCGAUGCUACUGCUCCAACCAAAGGUUCUACCGAAGCUGCUGGUUACGAUAUCUAUGCUUCUCAACCAACUGUAAUCCCAGCUCGUGGCCAAGGUCUAGUUGGAACCGACAUUUCUUUUACUGUUCCAAUUGGUACCUAUGGUAGAAUUGCUCCAAGAUCUGGUUUGGCAGUAAAGAAUGGUAUCCAAACUGGUGCUGGUGUUGUUGACAGAGACUACACAGGUGAAGUCAAAGUUGUUUUGUUUAACCAUUCUGAAAAGGACUUCGAAGUCAAGAAAGGUGACCGUGUUGCACAAUUAAUUUUGGAGAGAAUUGUCGACGACGCUGAAGUUGUUGUCGUUGAAUCAUUAGAUGAGAGUACCAGAGGUGCUGGAGGUUUUGGUUCAACUGGUAAAUAG